Messenger RNA from Durusdinium trenchii, 1722 nucleotides. The record is from the annotation of a GenBank genome assembly. NCBI's taxonomy places the organism in Eukaryota, Dinophyceae, Suessiales, Symbiodiniaceae.
AUGACUCUGUAUCCCCCUGGCGCGGCCUACGUGAAGAGUGCUUUCCAUGCGCUGGCAUCCGUGACAGCCAUGAGCCCGCAGCACUGUGGAUUCAUCAUGCUACCAGUUCUCCAGAAGCAGACGACAGACAUAGCCCGGAUCAAGCACCGCCGAACCAUUGAAGACCACUUGGUCAAGGGCAACAUGUCCAUUGGGCAGGAGACCACAGUUUUCUAUGUGAAGCCAGAUGCUGGGCCCCGGGAUGGCAGGCCACUGGCUCAUGUGUGCCUGAUGACGACUCACAACUCCUACUCAGACACUCCGUGGAUGGAAGCUGACCCAGUAACUGCUGGGCGAGUGGGACCGUUUCCUCUCAUUCGCAUCUCCGACAUGCUUGGCUUUGACGAGGCGACGCGACCAUCGGCGAGCGCGAGAGUAGAACAGCGAGGUGUGCCGUGCGGGCAGGCCUUGAUGAAGUCUUUGGUUGGCGGCAUGGACAUCAGGGACACUGACAAGUUGGUUUGGUUUGACAUUGUGCCGAACCGGCAUGCGGAGCAUGCCAGAGCAGCUUUGCAGACCCUCCUUGCCAAGGAUGGUGAUAGCAAGAAGUUUGUAUAUGUUGGCUUUGUGCGGGACGAGAAAAUCACCGAUCUCCGGGCAGCGCUGGAGAGUCAAGUUUACGAAAGCUGGGACAACAAUUUGGACAUUGCACCGCCCAAAGAGCGUCCUCCAACAUCCACAGCUGUGCCUACUUCAGAAGCAUUGGGUUUGAGCCUGGUUCCGCUCAAGAACGGCAAGCCACUGUUUCCGCUGUCAGUUUUGCAGGCCAGGUUCAACGAAGGGAGUGAAGAGCGAGCUGAGAUUGCUGCCUUGCAGGCAGAAUUCGAAAAAGAGUUUGGAGGGACAUCGCCGGGCAGCACAAAAGGAGGAGACGCCCACCGCGCCAGCGCACUGUGCGAUUUCAGCGUUGAUGAGGGCUUGCGCCCGCUGGAUUGCAAACGGGUCGUCGACCUUCCCGCGAAGCCGAUCUCAGACUUCUCUGACGAGAGGCUUGGUGCGGUCGCUGGGAAGGGAGGAAAGCCAACGAUGGUGUUGACCAAAGACUUCCAUGUGUGGCUUCUCAACAGCACCAGCGAAGCUAUGGAGAUGGAUGCUGGGGAGUUGUUUGGCUUUGGCACUGGUCAAUACCAGAACCAGGUUGUAUCUCGCGAGUCCGAAGAAACCUUGGGGCUUGCAUGGAGGCUGGCUUCGGACCGCAACAUCGUGUCCCACGAGAAAACGCCCACUGCGCUGUGUCAGCUGAUGCGCAAGUGCGCUGUGGAGCAAGGUCUAGCUGACUUGGAGCUUGAGUUUCAUGUUCUCGCAGGGAAGAUGCACCCAGCUACAGAUGGUCAUGAAGCCACGCCAGUCGACUUUAGGUGGGAUAUCUCCACUACUAUCUCGCAGAAGACAUGUAUCUACAAGCCAAACCCUGUGACUGCCAACCCUGACUUGAAGAAAGCCUUCUUUGGUGGCCUUUUUGCCAGCAACUUCCACAAGGUUCCCAGGAACGAGGUCUGUGCCCUGACUUGGGAGGUUCAAGUGAACAGCAGCCCGCCCAAGAUUCUUCCGGUCAAGCCAAAGGUGUACUUGCUAGCCAAGUUGACCAUUCCUGCCGCAUCCUGUGUGGACUUGUCAGCGUGUCCCUGAGUGUCCAACCAUGAGGCUGCCUGAUGCCAGGCUUUGCAGUUUCUGAUUUCAGCC